AUCACUCACCCUCUGCAAAUUUAAGCUCAAUCCUGGCCAUGAUAUAAGAAGCUGCUUCAAUUCUCACUUUCUUAUUCUCAUCCUUUAAAACCGUCUCUCUCUCUCUCUCUCUCUCUCUCUCUCUCUCUCUCUCUCUCUCUCUCUCUCAUUCAUCACUUUUAAAUGCCAACAUUCAAUCAAUGAGGCUCUGAUCGCACUUCUUAAUUAAACGCUUGUGCUUUGCUUCACCUUUUUCAAUUUAAUAGGAGUACCAAAUAGCCUGAUUCCUGCGAUGGAUGAUCGAUUGAUCAAACCAAUUAGGGCGCCGCUGCUGCUGAAGGACCAUCUGCUCCAAGACAUGAGCUCAUGCUCAUCCAACGGCUUCAAAUCAUUCCCUCGCCGCCAAUGCUGCACCACCGUCAGAUUCCGGCCCCGCCAGAAACCUCGAUCGAGCUUUGUCAAACCGCCGGCGAAUCCAGCUCUCUCGGCUCUCCAGAGCGUGAUCAGCGCAGUGAAACGCCUCCACUUCGGCGCCGCGGAGAAGAUGAAGAAGAACGAUCUCAGCAGCUCGUUUUUUCUGUUCUGGAGGAGGAAGCCGGAGAGGAAGGAGAUCGCACGGUGGAAAUCGUUUGAGCAGCUGAUGAAGGAGGACGAAUGGCGGCCGGCGGCGGAUCGUAAAAGUUUCACUGCGUCGGAAGGCGGUAAUUCCUCUUCAGAUUUACCGCCACAGCUCAAAAACGACGUCGUUAUGACGCCUGAGAUAACAAACGAAGCCGAUUCAACUACGUGCAGCGGCGGAAGCGCAGAUAACAACUCUUCUACCCAAACAAAGAAGCAAUGGACAAGUGAUCAAGAGAAGGAGCAGUUCAGUCCUGUGUCUGUGCUGGACUGUCCAUUUGAUGAGGAAGAUGAAGUUUCUUCACCUUUCCAACAUAGGCUUGCUCUUAUGGAAGGAACUAGGAAGAAACUCCUGAAGAAGAUUCAAAGGUUCGAGUGUCUAGCGAAGCUCGAGCCCCUAAACCUAACUAGACGAUUUGAAUCGCAACUAGAAUCAGAUAAUGAAUCAUCCACCUUCCUAGACGAAGAAGAAGAAGUAGGAGAAGAAGAAGAAAGUGAUGAUGAAAAAGAAGACGACGAGGCACUAGAAUUGCUUGAUCAAGUGAAGACCAUCAUGCCAUCUUAUGGCCAAAAAUUCAAGGCAGAUAAGUUGAUUUUAGAUUUCUUCAGAGAAAGGAUAUCCAAUGAUCAAGACUGCACACUUCUUGAAAAGCAACGAGGCGAAUACUUAUCUCAUAAUGCGUUAGUAGAGAUUUCCCGAGGCUGGAUGGACGGGCAUGACCCCCUCGGGUUGUUCAUGGAAUGGGAGGUGGAGAAGAAUAGGAAAGCUUAUGUUGAAGACAUGGAACAUGGUGGAGAAUGGAAGAGAUUGGAUCAAGAAUAUAAGGAGGUGGUUUUGGAGUUGGAAAUUGAGGUGUGUGAUGUCCUAUUGAAUGAGGUGUUGCUAGAGAUCAUGAAAUAGGAAAAGAAACCAAGGUAGAAAUGAAAUAAAUAUAAUUAAGUUAGAUAUGAAAUGAUGUGGUUUCUUGUCAAAUGUUCGUUUGUAGGAGGAAAUAUGAUGAGUUUGAUAGUUUGUGUUUACUAAUUACUGUAUUUUCUCAAUUUUAUUUUUUUUCCUUAGGCCAUGGCUAUAGUGUGACCAGCUUUUCAACCCCUUGUUGAGAAUAAUGUUACUUGCUAGGAGUACUUGUUUAUUUCAA
Molecule: messenger RNA, 1736 nt
Organism: Salvia splendens (bonfire salvia)
Lineage: Eukaryota; Viridiplantae; Streptophyta; Magnoliopsida; Lamiales; Lamiaceae
Exons: 3
Coding region: 272-1498 (408 amino acids)
Source: RefSeq, a predicted model, not a curated record